AAUUUCAACUGAUGCCCAUAUCUUCCUCCUCCCACCAUUUAAAAUCACUUCACCGAGCGCUGUCCCUCCUAUAUCAACAAUGCUCAAUCCCUCAACUCAAGCAGAUCCACUCCAAUCUAACUGUCUCCGGCGUAAUCCUCGAUUCCUUUUUCGUCGGAAAACUCAGUGCUCGUUUCGCGAUUCUCGAUUUCUCUCAUGCGCUAGCCCUAUUGCGCGUCUCGCCUCAUCGCUCCGCAUCCGCGUGGAACACUGCCAUCAGAGCUUCAUCCGAAAACCACCGCCCAGAAACCGUGUUCCUACUCUGCAAACAGAUGAUAAACGGUGGUUUCUCACCGGAUAAUUACACUCUUUCGUUUAUUUUCCGGACCUGUGCUGAACUUUCCGACAUUAUUCCGGCGUCGAUGUGCCAUACCCUAGUAAUAAAAUUGGGGUGGGAGCGUCACGAUUACGUGCAAAACGGGUUGGUGCAUUGUUACGCUAGUUGCGAGUCCAUUGAAUCUGCGCGGAAGGUGUUUGAUCAAAGUUCUAAUCGGGACGUAAUCACGUGGACUGCUGUCAUCAAUGGGUAUCUAAAGAGUGGAGAGCUCAAGCACGCACGGGAGUUGUUCGAUGAAAUGCCUAACAGAAAUGCAGCUUCUUGGAGCUCCAUGAUAAAUGGCUAUGCACAAAUGGGGAUGUUUGCGGAGUCCUUGCAAACUUUCAAGGACAUGCUGGUCUCAGGAACACAGCCUAAUCAUUCUGCGAUAGUCGGAGCGCUCUCUGCGUGCGCAUACCUCGGCGCGCUGGCACAGGGCAUGUGGAUUCAUGCAUACAUUGAUAGGAGGCAGAUGGUGUGGGAUGCAGUGUUAGGAACCGCACUAGUUGAUAUGUACGCAAAAUGUGGAUGCAUCGGCAUCGCUCGUGACGUCUUCGAAAAGAUUUCAUGUCGAGACGUGUUUGCUUACACCUCAUUGAUUUCUGGAUUGGCUGAUCAUGGCGAGAGCAGUGAUGCUCUCAAGGUGUUGAGAAGAAUGGAGGACGAGGGAGUUCGUCCGAACGAAGUGACGUUUAUAUGCGUGCUGUGUGCGUGCAGCAGAGCUGGCUUGGUGGAAGAAGGGUUAAGGGUAUUCAGAAGAAUGAAAGACGUGUACGGGAUGGAGGCGAGGCAGAGACAUUACGGGUGUUUGGUGGAUCUUCUGGGUCGUGCAGGGAUGGUGGAGGAGGCGGAGAAGGUGGUGGCGGGGGCGUGGAGGGAGGGGGAUGAUGCGGGCAUGGUGGGAGCGCUGGUGAAUGCGUGGAGAGUUCAUGGUAAUGGUAGUUUGGAGAAGGCGUUGGUGGUUGAAGGAUUUGGUGUUGUUGUUUCGAAUAUGUAUGCGUGUUUGGAGAAAUGGGAGGAUGUGGAGAGAGUGAGGAAGGAGAUGGCGGAGAGAAGGGUGAAGAAGGUUGGUGGAUGCAGCUUGGUUGAAGUAGAUGGUGUGGUCUUCGAGUUUGGUGCUGGAGAUUCUUCUGUCUUGUGUCCAUGAAUCCAACUACUUUUGAUUUUGGAA
Salvia miltiorrhiza (redroot sage) is the source of this 1526-nucleotide messenger RNA. RefSeq names its product pentatricopeptide repeat-containing protein At5g06540-like. The coding region runs from base 12 to 1502 and encodes 496 amino acids. Gene Ontology annotation, molecular function: RNA binding; protein binding. Lineage: Eukaryota; Viridiplantae; Streptophyta; Magnoliopsida; Lamiales; Lamiaceae. The record is from RefSeq and is a predicted model, not a curated record. The transcript has a single exon. Gene Ontology annotation, biological process: RNA modification.